CAGGAAGUUGAUUCAUUAGUCAACAAACGCGGAUCCAUACGGAGCUAUUUUUCAAUUCAAAUUAAGCAUGAAGGCAGGAGAAAAACACUUUGACUGGCCUGACUGACGACAUGAGACAACCUCUGCUCCUUAUCAGCCUGGUACUGGCAGCCCUCCUCACUGCCAAUGUGCUGGCUCAAGACCCAGUCGAGAUCCAGUUCCAGACCGACCCAGUGCUGGUUCAAACUGGCACUGAGAUUGUGUUCACGGUGCUGACGGUGUCCCAGGUCCUGUUCAUAAAAUGGACCUAUCAGGAAGUAACUCUGGGUCUGUGGACUGGAGGGAAGUCAGAGGUAAACACGGUGGCCCAGUUCCAGGGCCGGAUCACCAUCACUGCCACCCAGCUGAAAAUCGGAGGCGCCCAGCUCCGAGACGCUGGAAACUACAUGGUGGAGGUGGACCCCAUUGAUACAACAGGCCUGGUGGCUAAUACCAGAUCAAUACAGCUGAGGGUGUUUGAUGCGGUGACCGGGGUGAGUCUGCAGAUUCCCACAGUAGCAUUGGAAACGGCAAACGUGUCUCUGAGGUGCACGUGGGCUGCAGGGACAGAGACUACAGUCCUUUGGGGGAAAGGAGGUGCGCCCAUCUCCUCAACCACCGACUCCAGAAUCACCAUCUCAGGCGGCUCUCUGGUCAUCAACCCAGCCAGACGGGGGGAUGCCGGGGAGUACACAUGUACCGUCAGCAACCUUGUCAGCGCCCAAACCGCCACACAGAGCCUCACUGUCUACUAUGGCCCUGACAAUCCCGUGCUGACCAAGGAGAGCCCGAAAGACUGCGUCGGGGAGGGGGAUGUGUUAGUGGGACAGACGGUGCGUCUCACCUGCUUGUCCGACUCUUUGCCCCCUGCCCUCUUUACGUGGCAACGUGACGGACAGACCGUGGUGUCCGGUCAGCCAGACAGCGGGGUGCUCAGCCUUCAGACCUUCUCCACGGAUGAGAGCAGCCGGUAUGUCUGCACCGCAAGGAACAGCAUCACCACAGGCACGUCGGAGCAGAGCACUGUCCUGACCAUCGUAGACAUAUGUCUCGAUGUUGGAGAAGUGGUUGGGAUUGUGAUUGGCUGUUUGCUGCUGAUCUUAAUCAUCGCGCUCCUCAUCUGGCUCAUUGUCUUUCUGGUGCGAAGGAGGAGGGCAGAACAAAGGGAAACUGUGCUUGUGCCCAAGUCCAACCCAAAUCCCAGGCCUUUACCUCCAGAUCCACAACUUAAUGGUGCGAGGGAUUUGGGCCAAGGUCCCAAUCCCCCCCUCUACGCCAACACACGCCCACGCCGCCUUGAACGCUUGUACGCAGCCCCGCGUGAAAACCGCAGCAACCCACAGACACUGCAGAUGAACGGCCUGCAGAACUCCGAUAUACACCGACACAAUGGUCGCACGGACACAAAUAGACUCCUACGCAAUUCUUUUCACAACAGCAAUUCAAUGCCACACAAUGGCAUCGACAACCCAGCCUUCACACGCGCAGAUGCUCAGAAUGUAAGUACACUACCAAACGCACAGCAGCAGAAUCCAAACGUUGUCAUACAGGGUGGUGCCCAGCAGCCAGCCGUCCACGUCAACCUCAACACGCAGCCUCAAAACGCCCAGCAAAACAACAACGCACAAAUGCCAACUAUUCAUGUCAAUCUUAACUCAUACCCGACAAACGGUCAACAGGCUCAGCAAGACAACUCUCAGCCUCUUUCAAACACAGCCAAUAAUAUUCCUUCACAAAACCAGCCAAGCUUGCUAGAAAGAGUGCUAUUAAAUCCCAGAAUGCAAAACGAGCAGCCGUUUCGUAGGGAGCCCUUGCUGACCCCGGGUUACUUAGAACCAAGUCACCAAGAACGGCCUGCACUUAUACCAACUGGACACACUCACUUUAACAGUGAUAACACUGCUCAGAGAAAUGCAAACACACAGACAUACACACAAGAGCCAGAGCCUCAUCACAGGUCUGAUAGAGACUCAGGUACCUAUGAUCCCUCUGUCAGCUCCUCAGAGCACAGACAGAUGCCGUGGGAUCGUCUCAGAGGGACACCGGCAUAUCCAAGCGGCCGUCAUCAAAGAGGACGGACAUCUCCUAACACUACAGACUACACUACCCAUCCUCCCAUAGGACAGGCCAGAACAAACACCAGACCUCAGCUCCGACCUCAGAGUAAAACCCCUCCUCGAAGACAAGAUGCUGCAUCAGCGGACAGACAGAGACGCAGCCGAUCUGCUGAUCGCCGAGGCCCAGACUCUCGCAGUGUAACACAGCUUGAGGCUGCUCGCCAAACACAGAGGAGCCCCCGCACACAAAGGAAGGCCGCUCAGCGAGACAUCAGAGCAUCUCCUGGUAGUCAGACCGCCCCCAGGCAGGAAGCCACACGCAACAAUAACCCCCAGGCUAUUCCUGAAGUGAGCCAGCAGGCCUCAGUGGGCCGCUCUGCUGUGUCACAAGGACUGAUGACACAACAGGGACCGACUGCUCUGCUCAGUGCAGAUACAAGAGCUUUGGCUGAUCCUAAUCACCUUCCACAGGCACACAUGGCCCCGCAGUACAGAGCACAACCAGUCCAACAAACACCACAAGGUCUGGGCACGCAGACGCAGCCUGUCAUACAAGCAGCCAACCCACCUCGCCAAGGAGGCUUUGCUCCAGUCCCGCACCCUCCUGUCCAGCCUAACCGCAGUAUCCUCACCCAGGAUGCACUUACAGCCCACACGCAGAGGGCUCAAACAUUUCAGAACCGGAAAGAGCAGACCCAUGCGGCCCUGUUUCACCCAGGACCACAGACCCAAAACUUUAAUCCGGUGGUGACUCAGCGCGCACCAACUCCUCCCCCUGUCAUCCCUCUCACACAGUUUCAAACCAUCCCCAAGAAACACACCCAGCACAGAUCUCCAAUCAGAGGACCGCAGCCCCCCAGACCUCCUGUUAACAUGCCAGUGGCUCAGCGACCUCAGCAUGGGCACCAUCACGGCACAAUGCCUGGCCACCAUCAUCACCAUGCAGGUGCACACAAGCAUGCACAUACCCACGUCCAUGGCCAGUUCACCCAUCCGCAGCAGCAACAGGCUCACAGAGGGAGACCGAGAUGAUGACAGAUGUCAGCAGACUGCACUGCGAAUGUCCCACAUCCACUGACACAAACAAACAGCUGACAGACGUGAUCCAAUAUACCACCAAGCAAGAGUGACUGCACAAGGUUCUGCACUCAAAAUAGCUGUCAUACCAUGGUAUCUAAGUACUAAAGUCAGAUGUUUUAUAAACAUGCCACCCAUGGGGAUGAAAAAUGAAAUGUAUUUUUGUAGACAGGCCUGUUUCGCUAAAAAGAAAAGACAAAUCAUCUUAAAGAAUGGGUCCUUUUUAAAAAAUUACUAAAUUAAAUCAAUGAUGUUGAAGGAUAUUCAUAAAAGAACUCCCCGACAGCAACCUCUCUCCAAACACACACACAGCUACCGAGGCACACAUAUAUUGUUCUAUUUUGACUUGCACGGCACAGGUCAUGCAUCAAACUUUGCCAAGAGGCUGCUCAGAGAAGACAAGCUCAGUGAUCCAUAGCUCUUGACCAAGCUCACAUCCGCUCUGCCAUUCAUCAUGAAAACUAAACAACACCACCUUGACAAAAUGCACUUGAGGUGCUCACAUGAAUAUCUGUGUGUAUCUAACACUUAAGUGGAAGUAAUAGUGACAGUAAAUGAGAUGGGGCUCAUUCUGCACAAGACGGACUCGUCCUCCCCCGGGGAACACUGACAAUUAUGAAAGAAGAAAUUAGCUGUAGGGGUGGCUUUAGUGUACAAGGAACUAUUUAUUUUGUGCCCUCUGUUUACAGAUGCCUCUCAUGACACCACUCAAUUAAGGGGAUUCGCCUCGCUGGCGCUGAGAAGUAAUGCUCAGCUAACUAUGAAGGGGAUCCCACGAAUGGAUGGGCGCUUAUUAAUUAACUGCUUUUAUGUGACUUAAACGACUUGGAAAAUAAUCACACCCGCGUAUGAAUGAGGUCAGCACAAAGACCUGAGCUGCCGUCCUUUCUGCUGAAAAAGCAGACUGGAACAAUUUACUGUGCUGCACUGUGUCACAGAACCAAAUAGGAAGGAAUGUCAUUAUACAUUUUGCAGAUUAUGUUUUAAGUGAUUUAUAAUGUAUGUGUUGUUUUUUUCUAACUCAGGGGAGUGCUUUCUAAAAUGGGUUAUUUAAGAUGUGUGAUUUAAUAUCUGUGUUAUUAUUUAUGAAGGAGUUUGAUCAAAUCCAUGUGGAAUAUAAAGGCUGAGGCUGCUGAUGCUUUUAUUUUUUACAGUUGUCUUAUUUGCCAAGCAAAGCCCAUCACAAGACCACAGCUAAAAAUGAACUGACUCUACUUUCAAGUAUUGUCUUUGCAGCCAAAAUGUGAUCUACCUUGUUCUAAAAUGUAGCUUUAUUGUUGUCACUAAAAGUAUAUAAUUGUGCCACACACUAAAAACUCCUGUGGGAGGAACUUUUAACUAGUUGUGAAACAGACUGUAACUGACCCUGAUGACCAACAACAGCAAACUAGUGCAUCAGCAGGACUGACGAUGACCAAAUUGUAAAAUUUACUUUAUGAAACUGGUGCAAGUGGGUAGGUGUCAGACCAGACUAUUAACAGCAUGCUGGAGAAACAGCCUCUCUUUACAUUUUCAGAUUAAGUGAGUGAUAUAUGAGUGAUAAAAGAAAGCAGAAGGAUAUUUUUUGACAAAAAAUACUACCUUGGCAUGUUCAAGACAAGAUCAGCAAAGAGAUAAGAGGUACAUCUUUGUCCCCAAGGGGUCAGCAAAAUUGACACAAAGUGACCCACAGCAGAAUUAAAGACACUUUUUUCAGUUUUUAAAGGACUGAUCUGAUUCCCCCUACACACCUGUCUUUCAAAACAGAUGUAUGAAGUAUUUCCUACACUUUAAAGUUGGCUACUUACGAUAAUAAAUGUAUUACAUUUCAAUGUAAAGAAAACCCCUGGCAGCCUGCUGUAACACAGUCCGAAAAAUUAAUUUAAACUUAAGUCCUGCCUCUGACAAGACAAGCAAGGCUUUAGAGUUUGGGGUGUCACGUGGGAUGGCCAAUCAGAUUUAAAGGGGGAGCUGUGCCACCUCUGGCCCCUCUUCUGGCCCAGCUCCUGCACCAAUAUGUUUGUAGUGGUUUCAGGCAUUUAGAAUUACAAUAUAGAAAUGUUCAGUCUUACUGCUGAUGGUCUAAUUAGCUGUCUAGCCCAUAAGGAGAUGUCAUUAUCGAUUUCAGUUUGUUUCACAUACAGCGGAAAAACUCCUCACAGGAGCUUUAAAACUGAUGACACUUUACAUCUUCACAGUAAACAUGGGCGCUAUAGUUUGUUAGAGUCAGUUGCACACAUGACAUCUCUUGCUUCUGUAAAUUAUUUUCAAAACAGGAAAUUUAUCCUCAACUCAAAAUAGUCCCCAAAAAAAGCACUUUUAAUGCUGUGGAAAUAACAUCUGCUCAAAGUUACAUUGUCAAUCUGAUGCAGGGGAUUUAUCAGCAUUUUUGAAAACAUGACUCGGCAUUUAAAACCAGUUUUUUGAAGAUUUGUGCUUCUGUGGAACAAAUGGGAUUUGUGUUACUUUUCUACAACCAAGGUGUGGAAGUUAAAAUUGUGCAGAGAUACAUCUGUUAAUCAAUAUCUUAGGAAAUUCCUGCCUCAUUGUUUUGAAUAAGAUAAUGAAUAUACUUAACAUCUGAGUAUAAAACCAACAUGUUCAAAUGAACUGCAAAUAUUCUGUCUCCCACUAAACAUCUGCAGCAUCAGUUUUACUCGGCUACCUUCAAAAAUGAUGUUUUGGAAAAAGGAUGCUUGUAAAUAGUUUAUACAGAUAUUGAACAUCCAUGUGAGAUGCUCUAAGCACAGGAAGGAUUUUUUCAUUGUUUGGGCUUUGUAAAUUGUUCCAAAGUCUUCUUUUAACUACAAUAAAAAUAUUUUUGAUUA
Molecule: messenger RNA, 5959 nt
Organism: Notolabrus celidotus (New Zealand spotty)
Lineage: Eukaryota; Metazoa; Chordata; Actinopteri; Labriformes; Labridae
Product: carcinoembryonic antigen-related cell adhesion molecule 1
Exons: 9
Coding region: 111-3107 (998 amino acids)
Source: RefSeq, a predicted model, not a curated record